AUGAUGAUCGCCACAAAAUGUCCAAGCCGUCAAUCCCAUUCUGAUUACUACAGUGUAGCAUCAUCAUGCUCAUCCUCUUGUUCCGAAGACGAAUCCGCUGUUCCUUCAUUCUUCGAACAAGAUCUUAAACCUCUCGUCGAUGCAUCCGCAGAAUCAGAAGAUCUCUCUUCACUUCCAGUUGGAGUUUGCCCUCAUUGCCUUCAAAUUUUCGAACAGCCAAUCAGUCUUCAAUGUGGACACUCAUUAUGCCUAAUAUGUUGCAAUCAACUACUCUUCUCUGCUCCUCCAGUCACAACAUCUCAUCUGAAUCGUCAACGUCCUCGAAUGGGAAUCAGUCAUCGUGCCCCAUCAACCCUCCCCGGAUCGAAUGGAAUCGUUAUGUAUCGUACUCCAAAGUGCCCUGUCUGUCGUUCACCGCCAUCUCGUGCUGGCCCUGUUCCGAACCUUGCCCUCGAUCAUCUGCUCAGAAAUAUGAGAACUUUUCGAUGGAAUCAAAUUGAGAAGGAUGUGAGUACUCGUGGAUCCAGGAAGUGGGAUGACGGACCAAUCCAAGACUGUCGAAUCGCUGUACUCGGGUCUGCUAAAGUCGGAAAGACAUGCUUCACAAUGGUCCAAAAUGGGAAUGAAGUGAUGUUCCCAGAUAUGCACAAUGAAUCAGAAGAUGCCGAUGCAUAUAUGGUUGAGAUUGUUGAUGGAAUGACAAUUGAGAGAGCAUGUGUCGCAUCGAAUGGUAUUAUUAUCAUGUAUUCGGUUGUUGACAGACAAUCCUUCUAUCAUGCCGCUGAGAUCUUCAAGAAAUUGGAACAGAGUAGAGAGCAUAAUCAACCAAUCGUACUUGUUGGAUCGAAGAAAGAUAUGAGAGGAAAGAGAGUUGUCACUUCGUUCGAGGGUCAACAACUGGCGAGAAAUUUGGGAGUUCCGUUCAUGGAAGUGUCCUCGAAAUACAACGAUUGUGUGUUCGAUACGUUUGAAGAGCUGGUUUCGUUGAUUCAGAAACAGAAUAAUGCAUUCAAGAAUGUUGUAAAACAGAUACUUGUUUAA
Caenorhabditis remanei is the source of this 1041-nucleotide messenger RNA. RefSeq lists its product as uncharacterized. The record is from RefSeq and is a predicted model, not a curated record. Gene Ontology annotation, biological process: small GTPase-mediated signal transduction. The coding region runs from base 1 to 1041 and encodes 346 amino acids. Lineage: Eukaryota; Metazoa; Nematoda; Chromadorea; Rhabditida; Rhabditidae. Gene Ontology annotation, molecular function: GTPase activity; GDP binding; GTP binding. The transcript has 3 exons. Gene Ontology annotation, cellular component: plasma membrane.